GAGCAGGGAGGGGGCCUCAGGGCCCCCCCCCAACUAUGGACGAGCGGCUGCUGGGGCCGCCCCCUCCAGGCGGGGGCCGGGGGGGCCUUGGAUUGGUGGGUGGGGAGCCUGGGGGCCCUGGCGAACCUCCCGGUGGUGGAGACCCCGGUGGGAGUAGCGGGGGGGUCCCGGGAGGAGGGAAGCAAGACAUCGGGGACAUUCUGCAGCAGAUAAUGACCAUCACCGACCAGAGCCUGGACGAGGCCCAGGCCAAGAAACACGCCCUAAACUGCCACCGAAUGAAGCCUGCUCUCUUUAGCGUCCUGUGUGAAAUCAAGGAGAAAACUGGCCUCAGCAUUCGAAGCUCCCAAGAGGAGGAGCCUGUGGACCCACAGCUGAUGCGCUUGGACAACAUGCUUCUGGCAGAGGGUGUGGCCGGGCCUGAGAAAGGGGGUGGCUCAGCCGCAGCAGCUGCGGCCGCCGCAGCCUCCGGAGGCGGCGUGUCCCCUGACAACUCCAUCGAACACUCGGACUAUCGCAGCAAACUUGCCCAGAUCCGCCACAUUUACCACUCGGAGCUGGAGAAGUAUGAGCAGGCGUGUAACGAGUUCACAACCCACGUCAUGAACCUGCUGAGGGAGCAGAGCCGCACGCGGCCCGUGGCGCCCAAGGAGAUGGAGCGCAUGGUGGGCAUCAUUCACCGGAAGUUCAGCGCCAUCCAGAUGCAGCUGAAGCAGAGCACCUGCGAGGCCGUCAUGAUCCUGCGCUCCCGCUUCCUGGACGCCAGACGGAAACGCCGUAACUUCAGCAAACAGGCCACUGAGGUCCUGAAUGAGUAUUUCUACUCCCACCUGAGUAACCCAUACCCUAGUGAGGAGGCAAAGGAGGAGCUCGCCAAGAAGUGCGGGAUAACCGUCUCUCAGGUCUCCAACUGGUUUGGCAACAAGCGGAUUCGCUAUAAGAAAAAUAUUGGAAAGUUCCAAGAGGAGGCAAACAUCUAUGCCGUCAAGACCGCUGUGUCAGUCACCCAGGGAGGCCACAGCCGCACCAGCUCCCCGACGCCCCCUUCCUCCGCAGGCUCUGGCGGCUCUUUCAAUCUCUCAGGAUCCGGUGACAUGUUUCUGGGGAUGCCCGGGCUCAACGGAGAUUCCUACUCUGCCUCCCAGGUGGAAUCACUCCGACACUCGAUGGGGCCAGGGGGCUACGGGGAUAACCUCGGGGGAGGCCAGAUGUAUAGCCCUCGGGAAAUGAGGGCAAACGGUGGCUGGCAGGAGGCUGUGACCCCGUCCUCAGUGACAUCCCCGACAGAGGGACCAGGGAGCGUUCAUUCUGACACUUCCAACUGAUCUCGCCCCUCAGGGCCACAGGGGUUGGGGCUCACAAGGCACCUCUUGAAGAGGACGCAGGCAUCCAGAGGACAAAACCCAGACAAAGGAGAAGCACAAGAUAGAGAAGGGCAAACGGGGGUCAUCCCCUCCCUGGCCAGACUCUCUCAGUGCUGGGGGUGCUGACUACAUGGCAGGGAAGAUGGGGCCUCUUAAGGGGAGAGUGGGGUCUGUCUCCCCCUUUUUUCCCUUUUUCAUUCUUUUUUUCUCCCCCUUUUUCUCUCACAUAGAAACACACGCACCCAGAAUCCUAUUUUUCAGAGUUUUCCUCUCCUCCUCUCUCAUACACGCACGUACAACUAUUCUCUCUCUCUCUCUCUCUCUCUCUCUCUCUCUCUCUCUCUCUCUCUGGGCUCCCCCACUCUCCUUCCCUCACCCCACUUAGCUGCUUUGGGAUCUGUGGAGAUGCCAGCCCUGCCCAGCCAGAGAUGCCAAAAAUGGGGACAUGACUUCUGGACAGAGGACAUGGGCCACGCCCCCUGUGCCUCCCCACCCCCCUGCCCCCCCAGACGGCUUUAUUACCUCAUACACAGCUCAUCUUAAACCAAUAGAAUCGCUCGGUGGACGGGAGUGUCUGACUCAGAUAUCUACCUCGGAGGGAGUUUCUGCUACUUUAGGGAAUUGUUGACUGGGCUUUGGGGUUGAACUUUUUUUUAAAGGAAAGAAAAAUUAACCCUGGGAUCCAUCUGUAUUUUUUUUAAUUUUUAUUUCGGGGAUUUUUGGUGGUGGUGGUGGUUCUUAAUUUUUAAUUUAGUUUGGGGAAGUAGAUGUUUUUAUAAAUAUGCUGAUUUUUUUUUUUCAUUUCUUGCUUU
Molecule: messenger RNA, 2176 nt
Organism: Lagenorhynchus albirostris (white-beaked dolphin)
Lineage: Eukaryota; Metazoa; Chordata; Mammalia; Artiodactyla; Delphinidae
Gene: PBX2
Product: PBX homeobox 2
Biological process (GO): embryonic organ development; neuron development; animal organ morphogenesis
Cellular component (GO): nucleus
Molecular function (GO): DNA-binding transcription factor activity, RNA polymerase II-specific; RNA polymerase II cis-regulatory region sequence-specific DNA binding
Source: RefSeq, a predicted model, not a curated record